Messenger RNA from Hypanus sabinus (Atlantic stingray), 1139 nucleotides. RefSeq names its product NACHT, LRR and PYD domains-containing protein 3-like. NCBI's taxonomy places the organism in Eukaryota, Metazoa, Chordata, Chondrichthyes, Myliobatiformes, Dasyatidae. The record is from RefSeq and is a predicted model, not a curated record. Bases 67 to 1086 code for a protein of 339 amino acids. Gene Ontology annotation, cellular component: cytoplasm. Gene Ontology annotation, molecular function: protein binding. The transcript has 4 exons.
AGCAUCCUGAAAAACCACAGCCGUGAGAUUGAGAACCCCCGUGAUGUGUUACUCAGGGUUGGUCAGAUGGCCUUCAGAGGAGUGUCCGAUAAGAGAACUGUGUUUACAGAUGGAGAUUUGAACAACUACAAUCUGCAGCCAUUCCAGUUUCUGUCUGGGUUCCUGAUGGAGCUUUUGGGGAGAGAGGAUUCUGCCCAGUGCGUGGUGUACACAUUCCCACACCUCACCAUCCAAGAGUUUACAGCUGCAGUCGCACAAUUCCUGACUAUACAUCCCGGAGAUAUCCUGAAAUUCCUCACUGAAGCCCACAACACGACAGAUGGGCGAUUUGAGGUAUUUCUCCGUUUUGUUGCUGGUCUCUCCUCCCCAAUGACAGCUCGAGGUCUGGAGGAGUUUCUGGGUCCAUUUCCUCAUGAAACAACUUGUCGGGUGAUGGACUGGGUGAAGGAGGAGGUUAAACGCCAGAGUGAAAACACAUCGAGUGAAGCUGGUAAAAGGAGGCUCCUGAACACAUUUCACUACCUGUUUGAGUCUCAGAAUCGUGAACUGGCUCAGACCGCACUGGGAUCUGUGGAAGAACUUUCAUUCAGUGGAAUGACACUGACCCCAGUUGACUGCGCGGUCCUAUCUCAUGUUGUCAGACUCUGUGAUACAAUAAAACGUCUCGACCUGUCGUACUGCCACAUUUUGUGUGAAGGAAUCCAGCAGCUGGGACCCUGGCUGCACAAGUUCCAGGUAUUGAGUCUUGGGCGGAAUGACCUGGGAGAUUCAGGAGUGAAACUGGUGUCUGCGGCUCUUGGGAACCCGGAGUGUAAAAUACAGACACUGAAUCUGAACCAUGUCGAACUUACAGAUUCUGGUGCUGAGGAUCUCGCCUCCGCUCUCAGUACAAACCGAUCACUGAUAGAGCUGGACCUGGGAUGGAACCCGCUCACAGACCAGUCUGUCCCUGCUCUCCGCCGGCUCAUACUGACCCACCCGAGUCUGGAGCAGAUCAUGCUGGCAGUGAAUAAUUUCAGUGGGACUGGGGAGAAUGAACUGGAGUCUCUACAGGAGUCUAGACCCGGACUGAGAGUGUACCUGUAAACGUCUGAAUGUGUGAAUAUACCCGUCCACAAGAUGGAGACAAUUUGGCCGAU